CUCGUCGAUGAUUGGCUUGCGAAUUAGAGACGUGAUUUGGCCGUGCUGCAUGUCGGGAACAAAUUUUGUAGCUUGGAGACCACGGAAAAUAAACAAGAGAGCUUAGGCCUAUUUGCUGCGUUUGUGUGAUGACUGGAAAUGUGUGCGGUGCCCGAAACCCCACUGUUGCUGGCUGCGAGAAAGGCGAUUAUGAUGAACAAAUCCGACGUAUUCAGGCACAUCUCCGGCACAGUGAAUCAAAGAGGGUGGAACUGGAAAGAAAAAUGCUUGAAUACAGCACACCUGAUACUUCCAUAACUAAAUUGAAAUACGCAAAUCUAAAAAAAUAUUUAAAUGAAAUAUGUGAACGUCAGAAGAAAUCUCUGCUCCGAAACCAAGAUUUAUUAAAAGAAUUUGAUUGUAUUGAAGCUCACAUUAGGAAGUUUGCUUCAAGAUCAGAGUCCCUUCAAAAGCUAAAGGCAGAAUAUGAAAAAGAAAUUAAAAAUAGGCUGUUAGUUGAGAGAAAAGAUACGUUAAAACAUGAGAUGAGAGAUGGUCCUAAAUGUCAGAUGGUUCCAGAAGCAAGGCAGUCAAGAAUUAAUGCCAGGACAGCCAUGUCAAGAGGACUAUAUCAUUCAGCAACUAUCUUUAUGGGUCGCCAAAUGUCAGCUGUCUCAAGCGUUGAAGAUUUCGGUGCACUGCAGAAAUCUGAACUCACAAAGAGCUUUUCAAUUUCUGACCCAUAUUCCUAUAGACAACCAUCACAGAGCUGCUAUAUGACAGACAGCUGUGUAGUUCAAACUAAUAGUGAUCUACAGUGCUCAAAUAAGUCUGACAAAAUAGAUGGGAAGACAUCUCUGCUGAAAGCUGAAGAAAUGCCAGUCACAUCCAGUGUAUCAUAUGAGAAUGAAAGAACUUGUUUAAUGGGGGAAAGUAUAGCAAAUAAUGACAGCAAUAAUUUUGUGGAAAACAAUGCCCACCCUGAACCUAAAUCUCUGCUACACAGAAAAUUAAGUUUUGAGAACAGAUCCACCAGUCUGAAAAGUUACAGUUCCUGCAAAUCAUUGACCUGUGAACAUUCUUCACAAUAUGAACAAGGAACUAAAGAGCCCAUCUCAUUGAUCGGUGAUCCUGACUUACUUGUUUCUGCCAAUGAGUGCUCAGAAGAAAAACUCCCAGUUUUGGGGAGCACCAUACAAUUGGACAAAAAUAUACUGCAGGAGGAAGAUAAAAGUUUAAGUAGCAGCACAGAUCUUACUGUUUCAUUGAGUGAGGAGGAGGAGGAGGAGGAAUCAACUUCUUUGAAACUACAACAAAAUCUAAACAGUACAGAUUGCAAACUUGACAAUACAAUAUGUAAUAAUGAAGAAUAUUCUCAAAUGUUUUUUUCAACUGAACACUCAUGUUCUGGCCUCGAGCUAAGAGAAUGUCUAUCAUUUGAAGGAUUUUGUCAUGUCUUAACUUUCAUAGAAGAACUGGUGGCCAAAGUACCUUCUGAAUGCCCGGCAUUAUACCGGAGAGAAACUGCUAAUACAGCAGAACUAGAGAAGCUUAUAAGACUCUGUAAUAAAAGUGGCAAUUUGGCACAAGAAAACUUUGAUGCAUGUCAAGCACUGGUCCUUUAUCAACUUCAGAAAUUAUUGCAAAAUACAAUGAAUGGAUGCCUUUUACAAGAUAGAAUGCUUAAUGACAAAAGGGAAAGACUGAAUGAAGAACAAAGCAGAUCUGAAUUGACUUCUUAUUUUACUAAGAUUUGGGAACGUUUAAGCAAACAUAUCUUAUUCUUGCAAAAGCAUCACAUUUUACUCAGACAAGAAGUGAAAGACAUAUUUGGUACCCUAUUGAUUUUGGAGAAUCAUAAAGAAGAAAGCCCGACUUCUCCAGUGUUCAAAGACUUUGUAGAUGAUUGUGAAGACAGAUCAUUUUCCUGUAGUGAUAAAACCUCCUAUAAUUCACGAGCGAAAAAUAGCCCAGAAAAGCAAGGUUUAAACAUCAGUGGCUUAAAGGAACAAAAAAGUAAUGGAACCAGUUCUGAGCCCAGUUUUUCAUCUCUGGAGAGGAAAAGUUCUUUGCCAAGAGAUGAAAAUCAAAGAGGAAUAAUAUCUACAAUAAAAUCUAAAGCUUUUUGGGGUGAUUCUGAUGACAGCAAUUCUGAUAUUGAAGCAGCCCUACGCCCCCAGGAACACUGUUCACAAGAAGAUGGAUUCAGUGAUUUCUAUGACUGAAGACCUAGUUUGAUACUCACUUACAAAUGAUAAAAAGCCAGUAGCAAUUUUUAAGGAGGAAAGUGGUUUCAGGAAAGGUCAAUCUGGAAUGGAUACCCUGAUGGAAUGGAUAUCCUGAUAUACCUUACCAUUUUAGCCACACCAAAUCAUCCUUUCUCCUACUUUUACCCAAUAUUUUUGUGAAUGAUUAUAAGUCUUCUGAAAACCAAACUCAAAGAGCACCAAAAUCCCAACAACCUAAGAUUUACACCUGGAUUUGCUUGAAAUCUGAAGUACAAAGAAGAGAAAGGGAGAGUAAUUUUGGAGUUGGAAAACUGUAGGCGUUUAAUUUAUAUAUUCCCUCCUAUACCUGUUCCUUGAUCCAGUUGCUUUGUUGAAAAAAGUGUAUUCAUAUACUUGAAUGGCCUUCAAACUAAUGGAUCCAGUUCAGGUCAAAGCAACCACGAUGUUUAUUAAUGCCAUUAUGAAUUUUACAUUAAAUAAAAACAACUGAUAGGGUUGGGAUGUUGUUCAUAUUUGUAGUUUUAAUUGUUUACUACUGCUUGCAUCAGGAGGGAAGCUUUUAGUUAUGGAAAUAGUAGUUAAAAAAAUUAAAAGCAUGAUUAAAAGAGUGAUGAGGAAAUUUCACAAAAAGAGCAAUUGUAUGAAUAAUGGCAUUUCUGGCUUAGCUCUAUAUUUUUUUAACUAUAUAAGUAAAGCAUAUUAUUUCAGAAAUCAAGUUUGUAAACGUGUCUUCUUACCCUUAGUUUAGCUUGGACAACACAAGAUAUUAUAUUUGUUGUCUUUUUAUACUCCCAAUAAAGUGUACUGCUGAAAACCUGGAAGAAACUGUUCUCAUCUUUUGUUUAUAUUUGGAAAUUAAAUAAUCCUUGCACACUGAAAUAAACAGGAUCUUGACAGUCAAAAAAGAUUUGUUCUGAUCCAGCAAUUCAUUGUAAGCUAUGGUAUUAAGUAUUUGUCUCAUGCAAGAUUGGUGAUUGAGUCACAGAACAGUUUGCAAUCUUAUUUUUGUCUUCAAAGUGUUUUACAAACAUGUCACACUGAACUACUAAGGAUUCUAUUAGACCAGUGCUUCUCAACGUUUGUGUGACGGCGACCCCCGUCACACAAACGUGCCACGCAUGCGCGGCACCACCCCCAUGCACAGCGCGCAUGCGUGGCGCCGCCCCCCGAGGGGGAAAAAUGGCGGAUCGCCUUGUUUGGCGACCCCCGAGAAAUGGUCAAUCAACCCCAAAUGGGGUCGCGACCCAUAGGUUGAGAACCGCUGUAUUAGACCAUUCCCCAAACAAGAACCUCUAGACUUUGGGCCCUCACAAUGCCUCCACUGGAUGGAAUAAAGUAGAUACAAAUUCCCUUGAUUUAUAUUGCUUAGUGACCAUUCAAACUUAUUACAAAGGUACUUAUGACCCAGUUCCAAAGUUCUGAUGGCUGGCCCCAAAUGGUCACAUGACAUUUCAUUAGCAACAGCCCACAUUUAAGGCCAUUUUGCAGCAUCCCACAAUUUACCUUGUUGCCCAAAGCCAGCAUUUACUUCCAGGUUUUGGAUAAAAAUGUCUCAUAGCAAACAAUGGAUUUGUUUAAUGACUGCAGUGUUCACUUAAUGACUGCCACCCAAAAAGCCAUAAAAUUGGGUUGGUCAUGUGAUAAUUUAUAGGCUCCAUUACAGUUGAAAGUUUAAGAUUACCUAGACACUGGUAGAAGAAAACAUUUAAUUUUUGCCUGUAUCACUGCCAUAGAUUAGGCUUGAUAAUCAGAUGUUACUAAUAUUUGAUCAGAUUAAAGAUGAAUUUUCCAUUUCCUAGUAAUCCCUGGUUUAUUUCAUAGGCUUGGGUGUUCACUCUGAGCUGAAUGAAUUCUGGUGGGAGAAAGCAUUCAUCUUCCCCUCCUCAGCUAAAAUUUACAGUGUUUAUAAAGAUCAAGGGAGAGAAGUAAUUUAAACAUAAGGAUGGUCAAUAGCCUUUUGAUUUACAAGAUCUAUUGUUUCAUUCUCUCUCUGAUAGUAGAGAAAUAGGAAAACUCCUUCAUCUAGUGAUUACCUGGAGUUUGGCAGCCCAUAUCUGACUACCCUAACUAAUCACAACAUAUAUGCAACAUGCCAGUUAAUUUAUUGUAUAUAUAACAUGAAAUAAGAUGUGCAAAUCAGGUAACUGAGAUUUCUCUGCCCUACAAUGCACUCCGUGAUGGACUAAAUAAAUGGAUAGUAUUUUCCCCUUAAAUUAAAUGAAUUUGAUUAACUGUGUAAUCAAAUGGACUGUUCCCACGGUGUGCCCAAUGUCUCCCUGCCCAUUACAAACAAAUAAUGGAAAGGAAGGACACCAUGUUAAUUCGUUAGUAGGUCUCUUGUCCAUCAACAUCAUUCUAGCAAAGCUCUUUCUACAAAAACUCCAGUCAAGGGAGAUUCCGAUACAGAUCUUGAGUAUGCAAAAAAAAAAAAAAAA
Crotalus tigris (Tiger rattlesnake) is the source of this 4642-nucleotide messenger RNA. RefSeq names its product kizuna centrosomal protein (gene KIZ). Bases 129 to 2204 code for a protein of 691 amino acids. Gene Ontology annotation, biological process: spindle organization. NCBI's taxonomy places the organism in Eukaryota, Metazoa, Chordata, Lepidosauria, Squamata, Viperidae. The transcript has 13 exons. Gene Ontology annotation, cellular component: centrosome. The record is from RefSeq and is a predicted model, not a curated record.